Messenger RNA from Aspergillus thermomutatus, 2781 nucleotides. Its product is annotated as non-ribosomal peptide synthetase. Gene Ontology annotation, biological process: biosynthetic process; secondary metabolic process. Lineage: Eukaryota; Fungi; Ascomycota; Eurotiomycetes; Eurotiales; Aspergillaceae. Gene Ontology annotation, molecular function: CoA-ligase activity. The coding region runs from base 1 to 2781 and encodes 926 amino acids. The record is from RefSeq and is a predicted model, not a curated record. The transcript has a single exon.
AUGUCUUUCAGAAACCUUCAAGACCUUUUAGAGGCCACUGCUUCUCACUUCGAUGCCGGAAGAGUCAUAACAUACUCCCAUGGGAACAAGAAAGUCCCCUUCUCAUGCUCCUAUGGCGAAUUGCUCCAUGCUGCCAAGCAGGCGACACGAUCCCUGCAAUUCCGUACGCAUAUCCGGCCUGGAUCGGUGGUUCUUUUGCACUUUGACCGCCAUUGGGAUGGGAUCCUCUGGUUCUGGGCUGUGCUUUUGGCUGGGUGCAUCCCGGCCAUGUCCACUCCGUUCUCUGGUAAUCCGGACCAUCGCGCCGCGCACCUGGAACAUCUUGCACAGACCUUGGAGAAUCCAGUAUGCCUGACGACUGCCUCGCAGCUGCUUGAAUUCCAAGACCAGGAUGUCAUUACUCCAAUCUGUGUCGAGUCCCUUUUGAACGACAAGAACGGGAAUGAAGCAAUGGAAGAGGGAAGUCUGUUCUACGACUCGCAGCUCAAUGACACCGCCGUGUUGAUGCUCACAUCCGGUAGCACCGGCUAUUGCAAGGCUGUCUGCCUGAGCCAUGGCCAGAUUCUGGCCGCUAUCGCGGGUAAAUCGUGGAUGCUGACCCCGAGCACUGGUACCUCGUUGAUGAACUGGGUCGGGCUGGACCAUGUGGCUGCUCUGAUAGAGAUUCAUCUUCAAGGACUGUACAUACGCAGAGACCAGAUCCAUCUCCCUGCUCCUGAUGUCCUGACCGAGCCCCUCUGCUUCAUCGAGAUGAUCAAUCGCCACCGUGUAUCGCGCACCUUUGCCCCCAAUUUCUUCCUUGCCAAGCUUCGAACGGCGCUCAAGGACCAGGCCGAUACAGAUUCUGAAUCUCACUGGGAUCUCAGUUGCCUCCGCUUCAUCUGUUCUGGUGGAGAGGCGAAUGUGACCAGGACCUGCGAGGAGGUGUCGUCGCUGCUGGUGAGAUAUGGAGCACCGCCGAACGUUAUCAUCCCCGGAUUCGGCAUGACAGAAACAUGUGCUGGUGCCAUUUUCAACACGUCCUGCCCCAGGUACGACAUCGAACACGCCCUGAAGUUCACCUCAGUCGGAGCUUGCAUGCCCGGAAUCAAGAUGCGUAUCACCUCGGCUGGACAGAAUGUUCCGGCUGGAACAGUUGGCAGUCUCGAGGUAAGCGGGCCUGUCGUGUUCAAAGCUUACUUCAACAAUCCGACAGCCACAGAAGCCUCGUUUACUCCAGAUGGCUGGUUCAAAACUGGCGACAGGGCACUCAUCGAUCAGAACGGUUGGUUGACGCUGAUGGGUCGGUCUAGGGAUACGAUGAUCGUCAACGGUGUCAAGUACAACCCGCAAGAGAUUGAAAGCACGGUGGACGAUGCCAGCAUCCCAGGUGUGACUCCAACUUUCACCUGCUGUUUCUCUUGCUUCCCGCCCGGAGGGGAUACGGAGGAGAUUAUUCUGGUUUACCUGCCCUCGUACGACCCUGACGACACUGUUGCUCGGGUCCACGCCACCGACGCCAUUGUCAAAGUCGUUAUGAUGUCCACUGGAGCGCGCCCCUCAGUUCUGCCGGUGGACGGUGCCAUGUUACAAAAGUCUGCCCUGGGAAAGCUGUCCCGAGGCAAGAUCAAGACAGCCUACGAGAGAGGCGACUACAAGACCUACCAGGAAACCAACCGGGAAAUGAUCGCGCGGUAUCGGGAGGAUACGCGCCAGCAACCCCAGAACGAGAUGGAGCAGCGGCUCCUGAGCAUCUUCACGACCUCGCUGGCUGGUCUCUCGGGCGACUUCGAUGUCGUCACACCUAUACUAGACAUGGGAAUUUCCUCCAUCGAACUGAUCAAACUCAAGAAGAACCUCGAGGAGCACCUAGAUCUCGUGCAAGACAUUCCACCGAUUACGCUCAUGAUCAAUCCCACAGUUCGUUCCCUGGCCGAGGCACUCGAAGACGCCCAGAGGAAGACCCGUUAUGAUCCCGUCGUGAUACUGCAGAGCCAAGGUGACAAGCCGCCAUUGUGGCUCGUUCACCCCGGCGUCGGUGAGGUUAUGGUCUUUUUGAACUUGGCCAGAUAUAUCGUCGAUCGACCCGUGUACGCCCUACGGGCUCGGGGCUUCGACGAGGGCGAAACGCCGUUUGAAACCAUCCACGAGGUUAUCACGACGUAUCACGCCAGCAUCAAAAAGAAACAAGCCAAGGGCCCAUAUGCACUGGCCGGAUAUUCCUACGGAUCCAUAUUAGCCUUUGAAAUUGGAAAAACCCUCGAGCACAACGGGGACGAGGUGGCCUUCCUGGGCUCGUUCAACCUCCCUCCACACAUCAAGGCUCGCAUGCGCCAGCUCUGCUGGAAGGAAUGUCUGCUUCACCUGUGCUACUUUCUCGACCUGAUCAGCGAACGCCGUGCCCAAGAACUGUCGGGAGAGAUGGGAAACAUGUCGCGCGGUGAAAUCCUCUCUCGGGUCAUGAGCGAACUCAACCAGUCCCGGUACUUGGAGUUAUCGCUCUCGCUGUCACAGCUGGAGAAGUGGGCUACUAUCGCGUUCUCGCUGCAGAGUAUGGCGGUUGACUAUGACCCGAGCGAGUCGAUUGCCUGCAUUGAUGUCUUCUACUGCAAUCCGUUAGCGAUUGUGGCUUCAUCCAAGAGGCAGUGGUUCAGAGAGCACCUGAGUAAGUGGAAGGACUUUACGCGCUCGGAGCCAAGAUUUCACGAGGUUGAGGGUGCUCAUUACACGAUGCUCAAUGCGGAUCACGUCUUUGCUUUCCAGAAGACCUUGCGUAAGGCGUUGGCUGCAAGGGGUCUAUGA